CUCCAUUCCACAUUCUUAGUUGGCUCAAAGUGUGGAAUCACUUUCUCCCUCUCCCUCCAAUCCGCCCCUCACCUGUUCAAAACUCAUUGCCCUCUUUCCUGUUACGAAAAUGAUGCAGGUGAUCAGUUCUACUAUUCCGGCACACAAUCUUCACAUGUUCCAAGCAAGGCGGGCUAGCUUUAGGUGCCAUCUUUCUCCCUUGAACCCCGACAACAACAACGGUAAGCUGACGUCAUCGCCUUCUUCUUGUUCCACGUCAGCACCCAAGAAGGCACUAACCUCCACCACCGACUCAACUCGCUUGCACCUUGCUAACCUCGACAGGCUCCUCCACAAGGACUCGCCGCCACCACCAUUGACACAACUCGCUAACCAACAACAAGAACAGCAGAACGGCGUCAAGGAAAGGGAGCAAACCACUACUGAGAAGAGGGGGAAGAGUGUUUUGGAAGGUCUCAACUUGGCGAGGUUGUGGCCUGACAUGAAGGCCACGGAGGAGAUGUCGCCACGCCACCUCAAACGCCUUCAGCGGAUGCUGUCCAAGACGGCGGAGUACUCGCCGCGGAACGCCCUCGGAAGCCGGUGGAGGGAGUACCACGGCAGCAACGACUGGAAGGGGAUGUUAGAUCCCCUUGAUGAGAAUCUCCGCCGCGAGGUGGUCCGAUACGGCGAGUUCAUCCAAGCGGCGUACCAUUCCUUCCACUCCAAUCCCGCCAUGUCGGAAGAGGGACCCCCGUCUCAUCGCCACGUUGCACUUCCCGACAGGUACUACAGGGUCACCAAGAGUCUGUAUGCCACGUCAUCGAUUAACAUGCCAAAAUGGAUUGAUGAUGUGGCACCAGAUCUUGGAUGGAUGACCCAGAGAUCCAGUUGGAUUGGGUACGUUGCAGUUUGCGAUGACAAAAGGGAGAUUGCAAGGAUGGGCAGGAGGGACAUAGUUAUCUCCCUCCGUGGAACCGCGACGUGUCUUGAAUGGGCUGAGAACAUGCGGGCACAAUUGAAUGACAUGCCCGAGGAGGGCCAAGGAAAGCCCAAGGUGGAGUGUGGGUUCUUGAGUUUGUUCAAGACAGAAGGAACUCACGUGCCAAGCCUGGCAGAGUCCGUGAUCGAAGAAGUGAAGCGACUCAUGGAAAUGUACGAAGGAGAAACAUUGAGCAUAACCAUCACCGGCCAUAGUUUGGGUGCGGCAUUGGCUUUAUUAGUGGCUAAUGAGAUAACUACUCGUGUCCCUGAAGUGCCUUCUGUGGCAGUUUUUUCUUUUGGUGGGCCUAAAGUUGGUAACAAGGCCUUUGGUGACAAAAUCACUGCCCAAGGAGUUAAAGUUCUAAGAAUUGUGAAUUCCCAAGAUGUAAUCACUAGAGUACCCGGCAUGUUUGUAAGCGAAGAGCUUGAGCAAACGAUAAGGAACUCUAAAAUUGGCGGUGUCCUUGACAUGUUUGAUGACAACACGCCCCUCGCUUACUCCCAUGUGGGAGCCGAGCUGCGAGUUGACACCAAGAUGUCGCCGUUUUUGAAGCCGGACGCUGACAUGGCCUGUUGUCAUGACUUGGAAGCAUACCUUCAUUUGGUGGAUGGGUUUUUGGCUUCUAAUUGUCCCUUUAGGGCGAAUGCUAAAAGAAGCUUGGCAAGGUUAAUGCAAGAUCAAAGUGCUAAUGUAAAGAAAUUGUAUAUUAGUAAGGCUAAAGCCUUGAGUUUGAAUCUUGAAAGACAAGGAUCCUUCUCCAUGUCACUUGAGAGGCAAGGAUCGUUCUCAAUGUCUGGUUGUUUGCCUAGCCCAUCAUAAAUGAAAGUCAGAUUGUAAAUACAUAUAUGGGAACACAUUGGUAAA
Arachis stenosperma is the source of this 1828-nucleotide messenger RNA. Its product is annotated as phospholipase A1-Ibeta2, chloroplastic-like. Bases 110 to 1783 code for a protein of 557 amino acids. The record is from RefSeq and is a predicted model, not a curated record. NCBI's taxonomy places the organism in Eukaryota, Viridiplantae, Streptophyta, Magnoliopsida, Fabales, Fabaceae. Gene Ontology annotation, molecular function: glycerophospholipase activity. Gene Ontology annotation, biological process: lipid metabolic process. The transcript has a single exon.